AUGAACAAACCAUUAUCCGAGUCAGAUCCGGAAUUGUUUGAUAUUAUCGAACGCGAGAAGCAGCGCCAACGCGAUUGUAUCAGUCUAAUCGCGUCCGAAAACUGUACGUCUGUAGCUGUGUUGAAUGCUUUGGGUUCUGUCAUGUCGAACAAGUACUCGGAAGGCUAUCCAGGUCAGCGCUAUUACGGUGGCAAUCAAAUUAUCGAUCAAGCCGAAGAGCUUUGUCGUGCACGCGCUCUAGACGCUUUCAGACUGGACCCUGAACAGUGGGGAGUCAACGUCCAAUCGCUUUCUGGAUCGCCUGCAAAUUUUCAGGUGUAUACUGCACUUUUGUCACCUCACGAUCGCAUUAUGGCUCUAGAUCUACCACAUGGCGGCCAUCUCUCGCAUGGCUAUCAACUUGGACGAAAGAAGAUUUCGGCCACUUCUAUUUUCUUUGAAAGCAUGCCUUAUCGACUGGACGAAAGUACGGGACUUAUCAACUAUGACGAACUUGAAAAGACGGCUGCGUUAUUUCGUCCGAAGCUUAUUGUAGCAGGUAUCAGUGCUUACUCACGCCAUAUCGACUAUGCGCGGAUGCGUGAAAUCUGUGACCAGCAAGAUGCUGUGCUACUUGCCGACAUGGCUCAUAUUAGUGGCCUUGUCGCUGCUGAUGUUGUACCAUCACCUUUCGAGCAUGCAGACGUAGUAACUACUACGACGCACAAGUCGCUUCGUGGACCACGUGGUGCCAUGAUCUUUUAUCGCAAGGGUGUUCAUCAUGUUGACAAGAAAAGUGGAAAAAAUGUGAUGUACGACCUUCAGCAAAAGAUUGACUUUGCUGUAUUUCCUGGCCUUCAAGGUGGACCUCACAACCACACGAUUGCUGCAUUGAGUACGGCGCUAUUACAAGCGCAAAGCCCAGAAUUCAAGGCUUAUCAGUCGCAGGUGCUUGCGAACUCUCGUGCUAUGGUCUCGGAGCUGAUGAAACGUGGCUACGAUGUAGUUUCAAAUGGUACGGACAAUCAUUUGGCUCUUGUAGAUGUCAAGAAAUCGCGUGGUGUCGAUGGUGCCCGUGUCGAGUUCGUACUCGAGAGUGCCAACAUGGUUGUGAACAAAAACACGGUGCCUGGAGACAAAAGUGCGUUUGUACCCGGUGGAAUUCGUCUUGGUGCACCUGCAUUGACGACACGUGGGUGCACUGAGGAAGACUUUCAACAAAUUGCUGCAUUUUUAGAUGAUGGUGUGACGCUUACAGCGGAACUCAAUGAACGAGCUCGCAACCAAGGCGCGAAGAAGGUAAAUGACUUCAAGGAAUUCGUGGCGAAUGAUGCUGAAUCAAAGGAGAAGCUUAACGCUCUCAAGAAUAAAGUAACGAUGUUUGUGCGUCAAUUUCCAACCAUUGGCUAUAGCGAGGAGGACAUGAAAUACAAGGACUAG
Plasmopara halstedii is the source of this 1419-nucleotide messenger RNA. RefSeq names its product serine hydroxymethyltransferase 2 isoform 1. Bases 1 to 1419 code for a protein of 472 amino acids. The record is from RefSeq and is a predicted model, not a curated record. Gene Ontology annotation, molecular function: zinc ion binding; cobalt ion binding; serine binding. Gene Ontology annotation, biological process: folic acid metabolic process; tetrahydrofolate interconversion; L-serine catabolic process. The transcript has a single exon. NCBI's taxonomy places the organism in Eukaryota, Oomycota, Peronosporomycetes, Peronosporales, Peronosporaceae. Gene Ontology annotation, cellular component: cytoplasm.